AUGUCGUCGUCGCAACAACAUCGAGCUGAGCUUGACCAGAGGGCCAGGCAAGGAGAGACCGUCGUCCCCGGCGGCACCGGCGGCAAGAGCCUCGAGGCUCAGGAACACUUAGCUGAAGGGAGGCAGCGAGGAGGGCAGACGAGGAAGGAGCAGCUGGGGACAGAAGGGUUUCAGGAGAUGGGACGCAAAGGAGGACUGAGCACCAUGGACAGGUCUGGAGGAGAGCGAGCUGAAGAAGAAGGCAUCUCCAUUGACGACUCCAAGUUCACUACCAGAAACCAUAACCAGUAG
This is a messenger RNA of Neltuma alba, 291 nucleotides long. Its product is annotated as em protein H5-like. Bases 1 to 291 code for a protein of 96 amino acids. The record is from RefSeq and is a predicted model, not a curated record. Gene Ontology annotation, cellular component: cytosol. The transcript has 2 exons. Gene Ontology annotation, biological process: response to abscisic acid. NCBI's taxonomy places the organism in Eukaryota, Viridiplantae, Streptophyta, Magnoliopsida, Fabales, Fabaceae.